Messenger RNA from Thalassophryne amazonica, 1364 nucleotides. It is a transcript of the gene napba, whose product is annotated as N-ethylmaleimide-sensitive factor attachment protein, beta a. The record is from RefSeq and is a predicted model, not a curated record. The coding region runs from base 1 to 888 and encodes 295 amino acids. The transcript has 10 exons. NCBI's taxonomy places the organism in Eukaryota, Metazoa, Chordata, Actinopteri, Batrachoidiformes, Batrachoididae. Gene Ontology annotation, cellular component: terminal bouton; vacuolar membrane; synaptobrevin 2-SNAP-25-syntaxin-1a complex. Gene Ontology annotation, molecular function: syntaxin binding; soluble NSF attachment protein activity. Gene Ontology annotation, biological process: intracellular protein transport; regulation of synaptic vesicle priming; SNARE complex disassembly.
AUGGAUAACUCCGGCAAAGAGAAGGAGGCCAUGCAGCUAAUGGCUGAAGCCGAUAAGAAGGUCAAAGCGUCGGGCUCGUUCCUCGGCGGGAUGUUCGGAGGGAACCAUAAAGUGGAGGACGCCUGUGAAAUGUACGCCAGAGCAGCCAACAUGUUUAAGAUGGCAAAGAACUGGAGUGCUGCCGGUAACGCCUUCUGUCAGGCCGCUCGGCUCCACAUGCAGCUUCAGAACAAACUGGACUCUGCUACCAGCUUUGUCGAUGCCGGCAAUGCCUACAAGAAGGCCGACCCUCAGGAGGCCAUCAACUGUUUAAACCAGGCGAUUGACAUCUACACUGACAUGGGUCGGUUUACUAUCGCAGCCAAGCACCACAUCACAAUAGCGGAGAUUUACGAGUCAGAGCUGGUGGACAUUGAGAAGGCCAUUGUCCACUAUGAACAGGCAGCAGAUUACUAUAAAGGAGAAGAAUCCAACAGCUCAGCCAACAAGUGUCUUCUGAAGGUCGGACACUACAGCGCUCAGCUGGAACAGUACCAGAAAGCCAUCGAAAUCUAUGAGCAGGUUGCUAUGAGUACUAUGGACAAUCCUCUGUUGAAGUACAAUGCUAAAGAGUAUUUCUUCAAGGCUUCACUGUGUCACUUCAUCGUGGACGAGCUGAACGCCAAGUUGGCCAUAGAGAAGUAUGAAGAGAUGUUUCCAGCCUUUACAGACUCAAGAGAACUCAAGCUCCUAAAGAAACUCCUAGAAGCCCACGAGGAGCAGAACAGCGAGGCGUUCACAGAGGCCGUCAAAGAGUUCGACUCUGUGUCCCGCCUGGACCAGUGGCUGACCACGAUGCUCCUCCGCAUCAAAAAGACCAUCCAAGGAGACGCCGGUGACCUGAAAUAGAAGAACGUACAAAAAGAGGGCAGUGGGAGGGGGGUAGAGGGACGAUGAAAGACGAGGGUGUCGGGGGGUAGGGGGUGUUUGUCCAAAAAGAAAGGUCAAAAACAGGCAUUUUAUCUUGUAUAUAAAGGGAGAUAGUUUUCAGUUGUACAUAAUCUGUAUGCAUGUGACCUUCCAUGACACAAGCUUCACCUUUUACCACUUUCACAUGACCCUUGACCUUUUUGGUGCCCCUGAUCCUGCAGUAUUGCUCCGGUAACACUGAGUCCAAUGGGAAAAAAAAAACAGACUAGAAAACGUCAGUGUGAAUGUGCGUGAGGUUAUUUUGUGUCAUUUGCAGUCAGGUAAAUAAUUCUGUCUGAAGGGAAUGUGCACAUAUCAGAUAUAAAGAUAUACAGUAUCUUAUAAGGAAUAUAUUUGUUUUAAAGUUACUGAUAUUUAUUGUCAAUAUUGAAGAUAUUUAUUGUUUGUUAUGGUGG